GGUGGGCCAGCCUUGGAGGCAGAGGAGGACAGACAGACCGAUCUUUUGCACCUUGGUUCUCAGCCUCUCCACGCUCCGCUCACGUCACGGUUCCUCUCCGAUUGGCGUCCGAUUGAUAGAUCUCCGUCUGGCCCCUAGGAGGCCCACCACAGCCCCCAACGCACAGACGGGGGACGACGAUGAAUCACCAAGGUUACAGUGCCCAUCUGUAGGGCUGCGUGAGCCUGCCUCUCUGUGUUGACUCUGUGGGACUAGCUAUGUGGGUUUGGGACACCGUGGCAGGUUAAUGAAUAACUAAACGAUAACUCCCGCUGCACUGACAGCUGUGGGAUUAGCAUGUUCACCUGAGCUCAGGUGGAUUGGAUAUCCCGGGAAAGUAAAGAGAUGUUUUGAAAUGGAUCCUUUUCCUGGUUUACAGAGUACCAGGUUGUAUAUCUGAAGUCUGCCGAGUUCUUUGACAUGCUGGAAAGGAUGCAGGAUGACUACAUCCCAUACCCGCGGAUAGAGGACAUUCUGAAGAAGGGUAGCCCAUACCCGCAGGUGAUCCUGCCCCAGUUUGGGGGUUACUGGAUUGAGGAUGCCGAGGCGCUUGCGGGCACCCCCACCUCCUCGGAGAGCAGCUUCUGUGAGGAGGAUGACGGAGGGGGCAUGAGCCCUGGGGGAGGGUUCGGCUUCAGGCUGGAGUGUAACAGCUCGGCCAGGGCCUACCGCAAACACUUCCUGGGCAGGGAGCAUAUGAACUACUACUGCACAGGCAGUAGUCUGGGGAACCUCAUUAUGUCACUGAAGCACGAGGAGGCAGAGGGCCAGGAGUUCCUCCGCAUCUUGCUCAGGUCGAGGACAAAGACACACCAUGACAGGAUCUCUCUGGCAGGCCUCAACCAGCUUCCCAGUGUACCCCAGAUAGCCAAGCUCCUCUGUGACGACGUGACUGGCCUGAAGUUCAACCCGGUCCUGUACCCCAGAGGCUCUCAGUUGAUAGUAGGUUAUGACGAACAUGAAGUGAACAACACCUUUAAGUUUGGUGUCAUCUACCAGAAGUUUGGUCAGACGUCAGAGGAGGAGUUGUUUGGGAACAACGAGGAGACGCCAGCCUUCCGGGAGUUCCUCAGUGUUCUGGGAGACAACAUAGAGCUGAACGACUUUAAGGGGUUCCGUGGUGGUCUGGACGUAUCUCACGGUCAGACAGGCUGUGAGUCCGUCUACACCGUCUUCAGAGAGAGAGAGAUGAUGUUCCACGUCUCCACUAAACUACCCUUCACUGAGGGAGACGUACAACAGCUCCAGAGGAAGAGGCACAUAGGAAAUGACAUCGUGGCGGCGGUCUUCCAGGAAGAUGCCACACCCUUUGUGCCUGACAUGAUCGCCUCCAACUUCCUCCAUGCGUAUGUGCUGGUGCAGGUGGAGAACCCUGGUACUGAACACACUACAUACAAGGUGUCUGUUACAGCGAGGGAGGAUGUACCUCCGUUUGGCCCACCUCUCCCCAAUCCAGCGGUCUUCAAGAAAGGUCCUGAGUUCCGCGACUUCCUCCUGACAAAGCUGAUCAAUGCAGAGAACGCCUGCUACAAGUCUGACAAGUUUGCCAAGCUAGAGGGGCGGACACGAGCUGCGCUGCUGGAUAACCUUCACGAUGAGCUCCACAGACAGACCCAAGUUACUCUGGGGCAAGGCCAGGCUGGGGAGGAGGACAAGCUGGAGAAUGGGGGCCAUGGGGGACUGCUGGAGUCCUUCAAGCGUGCCAUGCGCGUCCGGAGUCACUCCAUGGAGACCAUGGUGGGGUCCCACCGUCACCGGAGUCCAGGGGUGGGAGGGGGGGUCCCGGCCAGCUUGAGUGGAGGGGGGCUGCCGCAGAGCACCGAGUGCACAAAGAGUACCUUCACGCCACCGGUACUGUCAGCCAAGUCUCCCCUAAAGAGUCCAGUGAAGCGUCGUUCAGGCCUCUUCCCCCGCCUCCACUCCAGCACAGAGAGCCCCUCGGACAGACACACGCGCAGUGACCAAAAGACCCCAGACAUCUGCCCGCUCGGACAGGAAGGGAGGUCAGAGACGUGGUCCAACCCCAGCUCGCCGGAGAGGCCGUUCCUCAAGCUGAAGGACUGCAGCAGACCCAACAUCUCCCGCUCCUCCUCCAGCACCAGCAGCUUCAGCAGCACCACCGGGGAGGGAGAGGCCCUGGAGGAGCUUGACACUGGAACCCACCCGUCCAUAGCCUCCUCGUCCAUGUUCAGCCCCUACCCUUCCCUCAGCGUGGAAAGCCAAGGCUCUGCCACCCCCCUCAUCAUGUGUCGCAGUCCCACAGAUGUAAAGAGUAAGAUGUCUCCCAGGUCAAACUUGAAGUUCCGCUUUGACAAGAUGAGUCACGCCACAACUUCCGAAUAGAAAUCUGGAUUUUCCAGAAAAGGGACAACACUGUUGGAGCAAAAAACAUCCACAAUAUCCCCAACGCAUCACAGUGGAAUCACAAAAUGUACUUAACUUCAUGACUAAAGGGAAUUAAGUGGAUUAGCUAGUGCAUAAGAGCACACAUGCAGACAGAUAUGGGGUGGAAAGGAGGGAGAAUCCUAUGAGUCCUCUCAGUAUCUCUCUCUCCCUCUCUCUCUCUCUCUCUCUCUCUCUCUCUCUCUCUCUCUCUCUCUCUCUCUCUCUCUCUCUCUCUCUCUCUCUCUCUCUCUCUCUCUCUCUCUCUCUCUCUCUCGAUGUGUCUGGUACAGAAAUAGCUCACAGUGAGCGGCUAGGCGCCAUGUGUUGCUGAAAUACUCAUCUGUAACAUUAACCUCAUACAACAACUAGACAAGGCAAGGUUUAAAGGUCCAAUGCAGGCAUUUUUAUCUCAAUAUAAUAUCAUUUCUGGGUAACAAUAAAGUACCUUACUGAGAUUGUUUUCAAAUGGUCAAAAAGAAACAAAAAUAGCUCGUUAGCAAAGAGCAAUUUCUCAAGCAAGAAUUUUGCUAGGACUCUCUGGGAGUGGGGAGGGGAAAA
This is a messenger RNA of Salvelinus namaycush (lake trout), 2982 nucleotides long. RefSeq names its product rap1 GTPase-activating protein 2-like. Gene Ontology annotation, molecular function: GTPase activator activity. Gene Ontology annotation, biological process: activation of GTPase activity; regulation of small GTPase mediated signal transduction. Bases 460 to 2382 code for a protein of 640 amino acids. Lineage: Eukaryota; Metazoa; Chordata; Actinopteri; Salmoniformes; Salmonidae. The record is from RefSeq and is a predicted model, not a curated record. Gene Ontology annotation, cellular component: cytoplasm; plasma membrane. The transcript is spliced from 21 exons.